This is a messenger RNA of Cololabis saira (Pacific saury), 2897 nucleotides long. It is a transcript of the gene mcm10, whose product is annotated as minichromosome maintenance 10 replication initiation factor. Gene Ontology annotation, biological process: DNA replication; DNA replication initiation. Bases 174 to 2795 code for a protein of 873 amino acids. Gene Ontology annotation, cellular component: nucleus; replication fork protection complex. The transcript has 18 exons. Gene Ontology annotation, molecular function: single-stranded DNA binding; DNA replication origin binding. The record is from RefSeq and is a predicted model, not a curated record. Lineage: Eukaryota; Metazoa; Chordata; Actinopteri; Beloniformes; Belonidae.
AGUGAGCUGAAGUGAGCAGCUCGUCAAACUAAGUGAUUAUCGGAAAAUAAAAAAAGUGCUUAUGGUUUGAAGUUAUACAUGUAGUUAAAACAGCGUCAGUGCUUACGAAGGACCAACAAUCGAGCUGUUUCAACACGACGUCAUCUGCAGAGGACACGGCUGCUAUUUCUAAAAUGGACAGUGACGAUGACCUGGAUGUCUUGACGGCGCUGCUGGCCGAGAGUGAAAGUGUGGGUAAAGACGUGGGCGGCGAGGAGCAGGAGGACGACUUAGACGGCCUGUUUGAUGAAGACGAUGCCGAGGGGGUCGAGUACAACGAGGGCAGCGACGGGGAGGAAGGACACGCUGCCCCAGAGGCUGCAGCGUCAGACCUUUUUGGAGAUGUUGACGAUAUUGAAAGUGAGGAGAGGGACACGGAAGUAAAAGGGGAAGAGGGAGGAGCCUGCGAGAACCUGAACAAGUCCAAGGAGGAGUUACAAGAGGAGCUGAGGCGGAUGCAGGAGCAGAUGGAGAGGCUGCAUCAGCAGUUGGAGGCCAGUCAGAAGGUUUCAUCGCCGCCAGGGGGGAAAAUCAAAAGUGCAGCAAGCUCAGCAAGACCCAAACCGGCUCCGGAGGCCAGACCGACAUCUUCAUCCACUCCAGCCAGAGGAGGAACCGCGACGGCCCAGGAGUCCUCAGACUUUUGCUCUCAGCUCACCAGCGCAGACUCUUUCAAGCGUAAACCUCGAACGGCCCACCAAGCCAAAGCUGGCACGUCACCAGAGGACAGAGGACCUCUGGUGGAGAUAAAGAUCGGCAGCUCCUUCCAGCCGGUGGAGAGCACCAGCAAGGCUUUGGAUCCUCUGCAGUCGCCUCGGGCCUCCCAGAGCAGACCUGCACCAGCCGGACCGUCCAGACCUGCUACUCAUCCUCCUCCUCCUACUCCUACAGACGUGGCCACAGAGAAAUACUCAGGACUGCGGCUCAGAAGGCCGCGGGUUUCCUCCAGCGAGAUGGACCGCAAGAUGGCCGACCGGCGCCUGAUCCGCCUGUCCCAGGUCCCGGAGCGUCUGACGCGGGAGAAGCUGGAGGACAGUGACUGGGUGACGUUUGCCGUGCUGGUUAACAAGGCCACGCCACAGAGCAACAGCAGUGGUAAAACCUUCAGCAUCUGGAAACUCAACGACCUCCACAACCUGGAAGUGUAUGUAUCGCUGCUCCUGUUCGGUGAGGUCCACAAAGAGCACUGGAAGACGGCGCCGGGGACCGUCAUUGGACUGCUCAACCCCAACCCCAUGAAGCAGAAAGACGGAUAUGACGGGGUGAGCCUGACCGUGGACCACCCACAGAAAGUGCUGGUGCUGGGAGAAGCUCAGGACUACGGCACCUGCCAGGGCAUGAAGAGGAACGGAGACCCGUGUUCGCAGAUCGUUAACAUGCAUGAAUGCCAGUACUGCCAGUAUCACGUCAAGGCCCAGUAUAAGAAGAUGAGCUCCAAGAGGGCCGAGCUGCAGUCGGCUUUUUCUGGAAAAGCCCCCAACAGGCUGAAGGGGAAGGGGGGCGGCCUGAGGGAGCGUCUGUGCCAGGACGGCUUCUACUACGGGGGCGUUUCCUCGCCCGCCUGCGCCGCCUCGCUUGUUGCGUCCAAACCAAACAAACCCACCCAGAAAACUCUGGAUACGCUGUUCGUGAGAGGCUCGGCUCAGCUCAUCGACCAGGCCAAGAGGAUCGCCUUGCAGUCGGGUGAGGUUUCAGGUUGCACUGAUGAAUUCAAGAGUCUGCUGUCGGCUCCAACACCAGGAGCUCUGCAGCUGAAGAAGCACCUGACACAGAACAGCCAAAAAGUCCCCAAAACCACAGCGGGAGCUCCACUUCAGUCCAUCACGGCGUCUGAUCUCCUGAAGCAGCAGAAGCAGAUGCAGCGCGACUUCCUCCAGUCCCGUCGUCAGAGGUCGCAGAGCUCCAGCGGGGCCGGACCGGCACCGGUACCGGGUCGGGGUGGUCUGAUGUCCCCGAAGGCUGCGUCGGAGGUUCCCAAGGCCACCCAGAGUCCCGCGGUUCCCCGCACCCCGACGCUGGGCCGAGGUUUCUCGGAGGGCGAUGACAUCCUCUUCUUCGAUAACAGCCCUCCUCCGGCGGCGUGUUCCAACCUGUCGGCCGCUAAGGCGGCUGCGCUGAAGAAGCUGAGGGCCAAGGGGGCCGGGCUCCAGAAGGAGGACCCAAACGGUGUGAAGAGGAAGAGGAGCGACGGCAGUGGCAUCAGCGCCCGCGUGGAGAAGAAUCUGGCGUCACCAAAUGGUGAAUCCCCCAGCAACGAGGAUGAAGAGCCGGCUCAGAAAAAAAAGAAAGAACAGCUGCGCUACAUUCAGUCCGAGGAGUUUCAGAAGAUCCUCAAUGCCAAAUCCCGUCACGGGGUUGUCCUUCAAGCGGCUGAAUACCAGCUGCAGGAACGCUACUUUGACGUUCUGGUGAAGAAGGAGCAGAUGGAGGAGAAGAUGAAGGGCGUCAGGGAGAUGAAGUGUCGAGCUGUCACCUGCAGAAAGUGCAGCUACACCUACUUCAAGCCGGCAGAUCGGUGCGUGAAUGAGAACCACGAGCUGCGGUGGCACGAGGCUAUGAAACGUUUCUUCAAAUGUCAGUGCGGACAGAGAGCCAUCGCUCUGGACCGGCUGCCCCACCAGCACUGCAGCAACUGUGGUCUGUUUAAAUGGGAACGUGACGGCAUGCUGAGGGAGAAAGCGGGGCCAAAGAUCGGAGGAGAGCUGCUGCUGCCUCGAGGAGAGGAGCACGGCAAGUUCCUCAACAGCAUGAAGUGACCGCUGGUGGCUCAAGUCCUCUCCCAGCAUGCUUUAUGUUUUAGUGUCUGUAACUUUAUUGGUUUGUAAUAUUUUUAAAAGUUGAAUUAUGUCUUUAAAAUG